Marmota flaviventris (yellow-bellied marmot) is the source of this 1730-nucleotide messenger RNA. It is a transcript of the gene Uchl5, whose product is annotated as ubiquitin C-terminal hydrolase L5. Gene Ontology annotation, cellular component: cytoplasm; Ino80 complex. Lineage: Eukaryota; Metazoa; Chordata; Mammalia; Rodentia; Sciuridae. Gene Ontology annotation, molecular function: cysteine-type deubiquitinase activity; proteasome binding. The record is from RefSeq and is a predicted model, not a curated record. Gene Ontology annotation, biological process: protein deubiquitination; ubiquitin-dependent protein catabolic process.
GCCCGGAGGCUGUCGGGAAGUAGGCGGGGUGACGUGUGGUUGACGAGCUCGGCGGCGGGUUUGCUGAGAUCUGUGGCCGGCGGCAGCUGGUGCGGGGGGCUGCCGAGAACGCGAGGUGGAGCGGGGCGGUGUGUGGCCGGGGCCAUGACGGGCAAUGCCGGGGAGUGGUGCCUCAUGGAAAGCGACCCCGGGGUCUUCACCGAGCUCAUUAAAGGAUUCGGUUGCCGAGGAGCCCAAGUAGAAGAAAUAUGGAGUUUAGAGCCUGAAAAUUUUGAAAAAUUAAAGCCAGUUCAUGGCUUAAUUUUUCUUUUCAAGUGGCAGCCAGGAGAAGAACCAGCAGGCUCUGUUGUUCAGGAUUCCAGACUUGACACAAUAUUUUUUGCAAAGCAGGUAAUUAACAAUGCAUGUGCCACUCAAGCCAUUGUAAGUGUGUUAUUGAACUGUACCCAUCAAGAUGUUCAUUUAGGAGAGACAUUAUCAGAGUUUAAAGAAUUUUCACAAAGUUUUGAUGCAGCUAUGAAGGGUUUGGCACUGAGCAAUUCAGAUGUGAUUCGACAAGUACACAACAGUUUUGCCAGACAGCAAAUGUUUGAAUUUGAUGCAAAAACAUCAGCCAAAGAAGAAGAUGCUUUUCACUUUGUCAGUUAUGUUCCUGUUAAUGGAAGACUGUAUGAAUUAGAUGGAUUAAGAGAAGGACCAAUUGAUUUAGGUGCUUGCAAUCAAGAUGACUGGAUCAGCGCAGUACGGCCAGUCAUAGAAAAAAGAAUACAAAAGUACAGUGAAGGUGAAAUUCGAUUUAACUUAAUGGCUAUUGUGUCUGACAGAAAAAUGAUUUAUGAACAGAAGAUAGCAGAGUUACAAAGACAACUUGCAGAGGAACCUAUGGAUACAGAUCAGGGUAGUAAUAUGUUAAGUGCUAUUCAAUCAGAAGUUGCCAAAAAUCAGAUGCUUAUUGAAGAAGAAGUACAAAAGUUAAAAAGAUACAAGAUUGAAAAUAUCAGAAGGAAGCAUAAUUAUCUGCCUUUUAUUAUGGAAUUGUUAAAGACUUUAGCAGAACACCAGCAGUUAAUACCUCUUGUAGAAAAGGCAAAAGAAAAACAGAAUGCAAAGAAAGCUCAGGAAACCAAAUGAAGAGGAUGCUUUGGGAUGUGUACACAUUUCUGCUUCUACACUUAUUUUCAUGGCACCAUUAAGUAUAAGGAACUUUGAGCAACAUCCUAAUUGACUCAAUGCACGUUUGGCAAUAGUACCAGUCUGUCUUGUCUUUAAUGCAUGGAUUAAUAAACUUUUCCCCUACCUGCAUCAUGUGCAUGCAGUGCAUAUUAAAUAAAAAUAAUACUGAGAGUGCUUGCCCAAAUUCCGUUUUUUUGACAUUGGAUCUGAGAACUCUUAUUGGUAUUCUGGAUUUAUAACUACAGUAUGAACCUAGAAAAUGCACAGAUGAUAUUCUUUACCUGUAAUGUUCUGAUUAAUCUUUUGAUUUUUUUUAGCUUAAAAUUUUUUGAUUUUUAAAUGUUAAAUCUUAACUAAAUCUUCUGUUUCUUCUUAUCAUUAAUGGAAAAAAAUCAAUAUUUCUGUCUUUGACAUGUGUUUUGAGAAUCUUAAAACUAAAAAUUUCCUCUUAUACCACUUAUUUGAUUUUAAUGCAGAUCAUUUGAAAAGAGCAAAAGUAAAAUUUUUAGUGAUUUUCAUUGUUGCCAAUAGAAAAGGUAAUAAGCAUUGCAAUUUUA